UGGCAAUCAUCGCUCGCAGAGCGUAACCGAGUGGAGCGCUCUAUUAUGAGGAGAACAGGGAGGGAGGUGACACUUGGCAGGUGCUGAGCCUCGUAAAGGGGCAAGAACCUCCCUUGCCCACCAUCUCCUCCUCCUCCUCCCACCCCUUUUCGGAAAUAAUGGGCCGAACCCGGAACUCUGGCCCAGCCGUUCUCACGCACAUGGCAGCGGUCAGAGCGCAAAGAAUGUAGCCGGCUCCGCGCAACGAGGCGCGCGCAAGAUGGAACUCGCGGAAGUCAACCUGGCCGACGACGAAGAGCCGCCUGGAGGAGGAGGCAGGCGCAGCCGCGUAGGCGAGCCCGCCCGGGGCCGGGUGGGCAGCAGCGCGGACAGCCUGGCGGAGGAGGAAGAAGAAGAAGAAGAAGGGGAAGAGGAGGCAGCCUCCGGCCGGAGCCAGCGGACCAGCCGCGCGUCCUCCCUCGUGAGCGGCCUUCUCACCGAACUCUACAGCGCGGGGCGCGGCCGCCACCGCGACAGCUGGGACAGCUCCACCGAGGCGUCGGACGGCUCGGACGCCUUCCCGGGGGGCCGGGGCAGCAGCGCCGAGUCGCGCUGCCUGCAAGAGUUGCAGCGGAGACCGGGCCGGCGGCACCAGAGGAAGUACCUGGCCCAGAAAGAUAUCAAUGGAUUGACGAAUAUAAUACGAGAGCUGAAUUACAGAAUUUUUGUUCAGUCUGCAAAGCUACUUCGUCUUCUGAAACAAAAGGACAGGCUUUUGCAUAAAGUGCAGAAGAACUGUGAUAUUGUAACAGCCUGUUUGCAAGCAGUUUCUCAAAAACGGCGAGUUGACACAAAGCUGAAGUUUACACUUGAGCCAUCCUUAGGUCAAAAUGGUUUUCAACAGUGGCAUGAUGCUCUCAAAGCAGUGGCUAGGCUGCCAACGGGAAUACCGAAGGAAUGGAGGAGGAGGGUCUGGCUCACCUUGGCAGAUCACUACCUGAGGAGUAUAGCAAUUGACUGGGAUAAAACGAUGCGCUUCACUUUCAAUGAGAGAAGCAAUCCUGAUGAUGACUCCAUGGGAAUUCAGAUUGUGAAGGAUCUUCAUCGAACCGGGUGCAGUUCUUACUGUGGCCAGGAAGCAGAGCAAGACAGAGUAGUAUUAAAACGGGUGUUACUGGCUUAUGCCCGGUGGAACAAAUCUGUAGGAUAUUGUCAAGGUUUUAACAUCCUUGCUGCCCUCAUCCUGGAAGUAAUGGAAGGCAAUGAGGGAGAUGCUUUAAAAAUCAUGAUUUACUUAAUUGAUAAAGUGCUGCCAGACAGUUAUUUUGUCAAUAACCUUCGUGCAUUGUCUGUAGACAUGGCUGUGUUCAGAGACCUGCUAAGAAUGAAGCUCCCAGAGCUAUCCCAGCAUUUGGAUACUCUUCAGAGAGCUGCUAAUAGGGAAAGUGGAGGUGGCUAUGAGCCCCCACUGACAAAUGUCUUCACAAUGCAGUGGUUUCUGACUCUCUUUGCUACGUGCCUUCCUAACCAUACUGUUCUAAAAAUCUGGGAUUCCAUAUUCUUUGAAGGUUCAGAAAUUAUAUUGAGAGUAGCCCUGGCUAUAUGGGCAAAAUUAGGAGAGCAGAUAGAUUGUUGCGAAACUGCAGAUGAAUUCUAUGGUACCAUGGGGAAGUUAACCCAGGAGAUGUUGGAAGACAACCUCAUUGAUAGCAAUGAACUCAUGCAGACUGUUUAUUCUAUGGCUCAGUUCCCUUUCCCACAGCUAUCAGAAUUGAGGGAGAAGUAUACAUACAACAUUACUCCUUUCCAUGCCUCAGUAAAGUCAACCUCAGGCCGGCUUGGAAAAAUUAGAGACAGUGAUGAAGAGAAUGAUCUUGAUGAUGAAGAUUCUAUAGCUAAUGUCAUUGGUUGCCUGGGACCAUUCAGUGGGUUUCUGACACCAGAGCUGCAGAAGCACCAAAAACAAUUUAAAGAUCAUAAUGAGGAACAGAGUCUAAGGUCUAGUAACAUUGCAGAACUGAGUCCUGGAGCAGUAGAUGCUUGUCGAAGUGAAUAUCAUGCAGUCUUUAACAGUAUGAUGAUGGAGCGUAUGAACACAGAUAUUAACGCUUUGAAAAGACAGUAUUCCAGAAUAAAAAAGAAGCAACAGCAGCAGGUACAUCAGGUGUAUAUCAGAGCAGGGUCUGAAGAUAACGACCCUGGGAUAACAUUAGAUCCCAGGGACCAGCUGAAUAAUGAUAAAGGACCAGUUACCAGUCUUCUGCCUUCUCAGGUGAAUAAUUCUCCCGUGAUCAACCAUCUUCUACUAGGAAAAAAGAUCAAACAAAGUAACAAGUCUGCCAAGAAUGCUAUUAUUCAUAUUCCAAACCAUGCAGGAGGCAAGAUGUCCCCUGGGUCCCAUGAAGACCUUAAAACAAAGCUCAACUCUCCUUGGCGCACGCAUAUUAGGGUGCACCGAAAGAACAUAGCAAGAGCCAGAGGCCAGCUGGGCUAUGGAGAUACUAUAGGGCUGAUAGAGGAACAGAGUGAAGGUGGGAAAACCAAUAGUCCCAGUGGAAAAGAAGAGUCUCAAAGCAAAUCAGAAUCUCUGGAACGAGAAGGGAACGAAUUGGAUGCUGGGACAACCAGGAAACUUGAUGGACAGUCUCCUGAACCUGAAUGCCAAGAUGUCAGUGCCAGUGCCAACAUCUCAUCCGUUCAGCUGAAGCUGGAAGCAUUGGAACUCACUCAGGACAACCAAGAGGAGACUGAUUCCUUAUCAAGCCUGUGCUGUCAAACACACACAUCUGAAUCGCCAAGUUUGUCCAGUGACAGUGGAACAGUGCCAACAUCCCCCCAAGUCAGCACUCCCAAAUCUCAAGUCUUCAGUCCUUUUCCUAGUGUCAAGCCACUUAGAAAAUCUGCUGCGGCUAGAAAUUUAGGAUUAUAUGGCCCAACUGAAAGAACCCCAGCUGUGCACUUCCCACAAAUGAGCAGGAGCUUUAAGAAGCCCACAAAUGGUAGCAGUGGGAACAAAAAACGAUGAUGCACCUGCCACCCACACUUCCUUAGUAUUAUUGGCAUUAUUAUUACUGUUUUAGUUUUUAUUAUGUGUGUUUGUGCCCAAAUGAAUUUAUAAAUAAUUUAAUUAUUGCAUUGAAAUAAGAGAGAUAAGUAACAACUGCUGUAUAAAGUAUAUUGUUAGAACUCUGUGUUUUUCCAUAAUGCAGAACAGUAUAAGUACAUGGUGAUGCAUUCAGUUUUAUGUUAAAACAAAAUAAAUACUGACUUGCA
Molecule: messenger RNA, 3252 nt
Organism: Pogona vitticeps (central bearded dragon)
Lineage: Eukaryota; Metazoa; Chordata; Lepidosauria; Squamata; Agamidae
Gene: TBC1D30
Product: TBC1 domain family member 30
Cellular component (GO): endoplasmic reticulum
Source: RefSeq, a predicted model, not a curated record